AUAUUUAAGACGAUAGUUGAAACAUUUCCUGUAAUCUGACGGCGUCGUAUUCUUCAAACGGAUCGUUUCGUAAUGCCGAAAAUGAAUAGUCUCUUCUCUACUCUUCAUCUUCACUCUUCUGUGUAGUAGUAGUAGUAGUAGAAGCGCAGAGUGGAAGAAGAGACAACAAGGAUGGUGUCAGUUUAUCUAAUAUUGUUAUUAUUUGCCGCCACUAUUUGCUCGUCUCUAUUGGAUCUAACAUCUCAAGAUCAACACAGCACCAAUCAUCACCUCCUCACUCAAUUGCACGAAGCCAAACUGAAAGUCGCUCAAUUUGAAUCUUCUCUUGAGGAAAUCGUCCAAAAAGCAGAAGCUAAAGAACUUUAUCUUAAAAAACAAGAGAAGCAAAUUCAGGAUUCGGAGAAGACGUUAAGCGAUCUCCAUUUUACUCUCUCAAAUUUGAAGAGUGGCUCACUGCUAACUGAUGAAAAGGUCCAUGCACUUGAAGAAGAGGUAAGAGUGCUAUGGGCGACUUCGAGAAAGAACAACUUUGAUAUUCAUGUUUUACAGUCUAAAGCACAAGAUGCUGAAGACAGGUUACAAGUAGUUCAUUCGCAGGUCGAGAAGAUGGCAGACAUAGUAUCAGAGCAGUGGAUCCAAAUUCAACAGUUUGAGCAUGCUCUUCAACUCAGACAAAUGACCAUGUUAAAGGCUCAAAGGCGAGUUGGGCCUCCAAGAUGCUCAUUCUUGAAGGUGAUAUUCAUGAAUGACCUUUCCAGCAAAUAUCUUCCAAGUUCUCUUAGGCCAUUGGGUUUGAAUUCAUUUGGCAACUGGAGAUCCUACAUAUUUCAAACUCUCAAUCAAUUAAGAAGAUUCUUUUCAACAAUGAAAGAAUCCCAUCAUGAGGGAUUAAUCAGACAAGAAAUGGAAAGACACGAGCUCACUGCACGCCUUGCCAACAAGGAGCUAGUAUUUUUUGUGGCUUCUGCUUUAAUCAUCUUCCCAGUAUUUAGCGCUUGGAUUUUGCUGUCAUCACAGUUACAGUAGUUAAGAAUUUUGCUCUGGAGAAGAUAGUAGCAUAUCCUAUGAUGAAGAAAAGGAUAAACAUCCAAACUACACCACCCCUCCAGUCCUCCACCUUCUCUAUUUUUUCAUUUUUCUGUGAGGGGUAAAUACGGUUUGCUUUCUGCUACAACAUGACUCGAUCUCCAUGCUGAUUUUGCUGUAAAUUUUUUCUUAUACUGUUUGUUCUCCUCUACGCAUCAGAAGGUCAAAUCAAUAGAUUUCCCACCUUGGUUGGGGUAUUUACAUAACAAUUCUGUACUAUAGGCGUUAGAUUCUAAUAUCUAAAUAUAAAUUUGUAACCAUUAUAUAGCAAAGGCCAAAUUGUUAUAAUGAUCCUUCUCCGAGCUCGGGUUAUAGAAGAAGGAGAAGAAGGAACUGAGAAGAAGGUAUCAGCAGCAACAGGUUUUAUUAUGGGACAGCUUAUGAUGUUCAUAUCGAUCUAUUAUGCGCCUCUGCAUCUAGCAUUGGGUAGACCUCUUAAAAUAACUUUCCUAGCUCACGUAUUUGUCUGUGGCGGUCAAUGUUCUUCAAGUAUAACUUUCUUUGAUUACAGAUCGACAGGUGAUCUAUCCUUUCUCCCCUUUUGUCAGUCAUCUUGAUCCGCCAGAGGGUCUUAAGCAAGCUAGCUCCUUGAAGAGGCUUGACAGGAAAGAGGAGUGAAGGAGAACCUAAGGAAAGUCUCUCUCUACCUCACGAGCUCUUGGAUUCCAUGGCCAAGGCCUACAUUUGUGGAUUUGGGUGAAGGCGGAGGAGUAGAACAGGAGUGAGUAUAGGAUAGAACCUCAGGAUACCAGGGGAGCUUUGGCAUAAUAAGGUAGUUCUGGGGCUAAAGACAUUGUGGAGUAUGGGGUAAAGGAAUUUAUGAUUGCUAUUUAAAAUCAAAAUAUAUAUAAUUCAUUUUUAUUGCGUCUCAA
This is a messenger RNA of Ricinus communis (castor bean), 1958 nucleotides long. RefSeq lists its product as uncharacterized. The transcript is spliced from 9 exons. The record is from RefSeq and is a predicted model, not a curated record. Bases 172 to 1026 code for a protein of 284 amino acids. Lineage: Eukaryota; Viridiplantae; Streptophyta; Magnoliopsida; Malpighiales; Euphorbiaceae.